Pogonomyrmex barbatus (red harvester ant) is the source of this 1472-nucleotide messenger RNA. Its product is annotated as zwei Ig domain protein zig-8. Gene Ontology annotation, biological process: synapse organization. Gene Ontology annotation, cellular component: neuron projection membrane. The record is from RefSeq and is a predicted model, not a curated record. NCBI's taxonomy places the organism in Eukaryota, Metazoa, Arthropoda, Insecta, Hymenoptera, Formicidae.
CGUUCAAACUCUGCAGCAGUCAGUCGCCAGCCGCCCGUGCUGUACCAACCGGGAGUGGUUUAUACUCUUUACGUCACAAAAGUUAGUUUUUGUCAUCGUUAUUGCAACGUUUAUGUAAAAUUAGGACUGCCAGAUUUCUGCUGGGAACCAGGGACGAAGCGAAAGCUCCGGGAACCGUGCAAAUACAUCAUAGCCUUUUCAACACCCUCGACUGCAUUUCAAAAACCACAGGGGAUGCGAAGUACGACGGGCGAUGACAGGACCAGCAUGGGGGUCGAGGUUCUGCCUCGUAUUGGCGGCAAUCACGAUCGUUAUCGCCAAUUAUCCACGGCAUCGCGACAGACACCUGCGCGAGCAGCUCGUUAACAGCCACAAAAUCACCAGGAAUAUCACUCAAUCGCAAGAAGUAAUCGCCAAUCUGCCGCCCUUACGAAUUCCACGUUUGAGGCAUCAUCGUGUCACGGAUUGGGAUCCAUACUUUGAAAAUGCAGACGGCCAGGGUAUCAACGGCUCGCAAAAUGUGGCGCUGCACCUUGGGGCAACAGCUUAUCUUGAUUGCCGCGUCGCAAUGCUCUCUGGGAAGAAGGUAAUGUGGUUGCGACAGAACAUCGAUUGGGCAUCCCUCUUAACUCUCGGUAAUACUACCCACAUAUCGGAUUCGAGAUACAGCGUGAGCUUUCAGUAUCCAAACAACUGGAGAUUGGCCAUCUCCGGCGUACGGAGAGAAGAUCACGGAGUGUACGUUUGCCAAGUGAAUACGCAUCCGCCAAGAAUGCUGGUCACGAACGUCACCGUUCUUGCGCCGGAUAUUAGAAUCAUCGACGAGGCCAGACAUGAAUUACGGGACCGAUACUACAAAACCGGAAGCGGAAUCGAGCUAGCCUGCGUCGUCCGGCCGUCCUGCCCGGACUCGAGGGUGCCGCAUCCCGUGUGGCGGAAAAAUGGCGAAAUGCUGCCGGAUCACAUCAACGUUUAUCACAUUAAUGGGUCGAACGAGGAUCUGGUGACGAGGCUCUACAUCGAACGAGCGAAAAAGACUGACAGCGGGGAAUAUACGUGCUCAGUAAGCCAAUUCAGCACGACCGCGGUGCAUAUUCACGUCCUAAAUGGUGAAAAACAAGCUGCUGUUCAUCAUGAUCAAUGGAAUGCGGCACGUACCAAUCAUUACGCAGCUUUUACUGACUUCUGCGUAAUGUUUGUCAGUUUCCUCCUUCACAUGUGGCAAAAUUAUUCUCUAUGAAAUUCAUUUUCGGCUGCCAAUGUUAAGUUUACAUCGCGUCAAUGUGCGUCAAUGUGUACACACAUUUCGAUGGCAAACUAAAACAUGUACUUCGAUCUCAACAAAAUACGUGCUUUUGAUUGAUACAUUAUUGUUAUAAAUGCGAACCCGCUGAAUAAAUCUAUGUCAGUAUUAUAAGACUAUAAGAAAAGAAUAGAAUAAUAUUGAUAUUAAAAUAAAGAUUGUAUUUCUA